Messenger RNA from Ambispora leptoticha, 909 nucleotides. NCBI's taxonomy places the organism in Eukaryota, Fungi, Glomeromycota, Glomeromycetes, Archaeosporales, Ambisporaceae. The record is from the annotation of a GenBank genome assembly.
AUGGAUAAACAACUCUUAAAGUGGGCCAUAACGAAUUCUAACACUGAUACUGCGGAAGGUGAGCAGCAACAACCUGCGCCUGACGUUAAAGAGAGAGGACAAAGGAGAAUUGAUCCUGAAAUCAUAGAUGCAAUAUUGGGUAAAAGUGAUGCUGUUCGCAUGAAAGAGGCUAUUGCUUCGAUUUCUGACCCUAAUGAAACCGUGGAAAAUAAAGAAAUUGCUUUUGACAAUUUGGAAAUGUUAGUUGAACAAAUAGAUAAUGCGAAUGAUAUCGAAAAAAUGAAUCUAUGGCCGAAACUGAUUUCGUUUCUUUCGUUUGCGGAGACUUCGCUGCGCAUACAAGCAUUAUGGGUGUGCGGAACUGCUGUACAAAAUAAUAUUAAAGCGCAAAAAGCGUUUAUUGAUCACGGAGGACUUAGAAUCGCACUUGAGAUGCUAAAGAAUACGAAUGAAGAUGGGGAAGUAAAAAGUAAAGCAUUGUAUGCUGUCUCAGGUUCGAUCAAACAUUACACACCAGGACUAGUACAAUUCGAAAAAGAAGGCGGAUAUGAAUCAUUAUUAACAUUACUGCAGACUUCAGAUAAUUUACCAACUCUUCGAAAAACAGUCUUUCUGUUUAAUACCCUUCUUUUGCAAAAUCCUGAGAUUGUCGCAAAGAAUAUCGAGGAAAAAGGUUUAUCAAGACAAAUGAUAAAAAUACUCGAGCAGUAUGGUGAGCAAGAUGAGGAUUUGACUCAUAAGAUCCUAGUCACAUUCCUAACCCUACUACGAAACUCGCCAAAAUCAUUGAGCCCCGAAGAAACUUCAGAACUCAAACACUCACUUCCCGAACUGAAAAAAAAGUACGGUAGUGAUGUCAUGUUGAGCGGUGGAGAGUGGGAUGAGUUGGAAAAGAAUUUAUCAAAUUGA